ACUGCACCCUGCUGUUUGAUACUGUAUCAACUCGGUGUCCAGAUGCGUAUAGCGGAUACAUUGAAAGCAGCUCACACUCCGGACACACACGACGGCAAAGAGAAAAUACUUACAUGAAUAUCUGAUGUUCGAUAGUUCUACAUAAAGCGCCACAACCUAAAUGUUUGUGCAAUUGUACAAUGCCGAUUGGUUUUCGAUUUGGAACAAGGGCCAUCUUAUUGAACUCCCGUAACCGCUGAUCUAGGAUCCGCUCAUCCUCCCCAAUUCUAACCUUAACCAUUGGUGGGAAAAACGCUAAACUGAACCUAGAUCGUCGUCUAAGGGCAACUUCAUCCUUUAUACUCUGAACCAACCCUUUUUCUCAAGGGGGGAAUCAAGUUUGUGUGUGAGAGCGCUAGCUGGCUGUCAGAAGUGGCGGAGUAAGGGAGGGAGGGGAAUAGGGUGGACAUACAACGCUAGCCAACAGAGGGGGUGGCGUUUGAUUCGGUAAAAACCGAGAUUGAACGAACGGACUGUGGAACCAACGAAACUGCCCCUUUAAAUCAGGAAUACAGCGCAUUCGGAGGAGGUGAAGGUUUACAGCUGACCAUCUGACCUGAGGUCACAACCACUUCUGUCCAGCUGAAUGACCCAACUCACCUGGUCAGCCCAUCCCCUGCACACACACCUGUCCCACCUGGUACACCUGUCUACCAACCCAACACACACCUGUCCCACCUGGUACACCUGUCUACCAACCCAACACACACCUGUCCCACCUGGUACACCUGUCUACCAACCCAACACACACCUGUCCCACCUGGUACACCUGUCUACCAACCCAACACACACCUGUCUGGCCCUUGGAGCAGACUCUGAUCUGCACACCAUCCGCUAGUGGGGGUGUGUGUAUUGAUGGAUCAGGAUGUCAACCAAUAACAACAUCGCCCAGGCCAGGAAACUGGUGGAACAACUGAGGAUCGAGGCAGGGAUCGAACGUAUUAAGGUGUCCAAGGCAGCGGCAGACCUGAUGAGUUACUGUGAGCAGCACGCCCGUAACGACCCGCUCCUCGUUGGCGUCCCAACGUCAGAAAACCCUUUCAAAGACAAGAAACCCUGCAUCAUCCUAUAGCUGCACACUCGUCUCUGCCCAUCAGACACACACACACCUCUGCCCACACACACACCUCUGCCCACACGCACACUCCCACCGGCUGACUCUGCAACAGCCAACAAGGCCCAGCUCUGUCAAGCUAUACAUACCACACACACACACACACACACACACACACACACACACACACACACACACACACACACACACACACACACACACACACACACACACACACACACACACACACACAAGAAACGAAAUAGCCACUCUGGAAAAGCGCCAUACUCAAUAGCCACAGCUAGGGGGCGGUGUCUGUGUUUACAGACCACAUUACCACAUUAGUGAUAUUAGCCCUGAGUUGUGUCUCUGUGGUGCUGAGGGUAAGCCUGCACUAACAUGCAGCCCUACCUGAUACUGGUUACUUACUCACCCACAGAGAUAGUGACACUCAAGUGGAGAUGGCAGAUUUAAUUGAAAAAGGGAUUAGGACAAUUAUCUUAAUAGGAAUCCACAGUCGCCUACAUGAAGUCAUAGGCUGAUGUAUAGCAUGUAUUUUAGUGAAUCUAUGAUUUGUUGAUUCAUUGAUUAAUCGAUUGAUUGAUCGCAUGUAUCUGUGUGCUGUGGAGUGAGGGGUAUAAGGUACAUGAGGGUAAGGAGUGAGGUGGGGGUGUAUGUGUGACCAAUCUGGUGUAAAACCUGGGUCGUCCGUGUGAUACAAGAUGUGUUAGCCCUCUCAGCUAAAGCCUAGCCAUUAGCCGUGGAAGCUAAUACAAGUCUUCAGGUCUCAGGCAUGGUUACCCAUCACUAAACCACUGUGGCUAUACACGGUGUGUUUGUUAGCCAUAUAGUGGCUGACUUGCCACUGACUUGCUAAGUAUCACAAUGGGGAUGGCCCCUUCCUGAAACCUUGGGUCAACGGUAAUGUCAGUGUUUCCACAAGACAUUGUGUUUUUGUGAACAUGGCAUUGAAACACUGAGCAGGUUGGUGGUACAUGCUGCAUAUGUACCCACUGUGUUUAAACCCGGAUCAUCUGCAAUGCCACAAGACUGUGUUAGCCCACUGAGCUAAAGCAUAGGCUACAUACACUCCCACUCUAGCGACGGUUAUCGAUCAACAGUGUUACUGCUUUGGUUUUGAGUUCUUGGUCAGUGGGUUUUCUAUAGGCCAAAACUCCAGCUGUGUCGAUUUGUGGAUUAAGUUGCCCCUAUAUACUGAUCUAAGAUCAGUCUUGUGUUUUCCCUCUAAUGGUAAAGGUUAGGAUUUAGAGAGGGUAUUAUGAUGCUAGAUCUGUGUCUAAAAGGCUGCGUUUACACAGGCAGCCUAAUUCAGAUCUUUGUCCACUAAUUGGUCUUUUGACCAAUCAAAUCAGCUCUUUUUCCAAUAAUAAGGCUAAAGAUCAGAAUUUUGCUGCCUGUGUAAACUCAGCCUAAUGAAACUUCUUUCUUGAGUACUGACGAGUACUGAGAGGCUAACUGUGUUCAAGUUUUUAACCCCAGAAGUAUAUAUAUAUGUUUUUUAAUUAAUUAUCGUUUCAAUAUUUUGUCAAUUUAUUGCCAUACACUUAGCAGAUACUGUAGGUUUCCAUUCACUCCUUAACUUACACUUGAGGCAAAAGUUUACCUUAACCACAGAUCUAGGAUCAGAUUAUCAUCCCCAAUCUUAACUUGAACCAUAAGGGGGGUGUACAAAUAUCUGAUCCUAUAUCAGUGGUUAGAUACAUCACUAGUUCUGCCAAUGAGAGCAAGCAUCACAUCAUGGGCUUUGCUUAUUGGCUCAUCGUGUGUUCUAUUGAGGAACAGGAGCAAAUUACAAAGUGGUGUCCCGUGUCCCCACCUCCACAGUCCUAUUCCUCUACUCCCAAACCAAACUUGAUUGUAAAAAAUGUAAAAGACACUAGAGAAAAUAAAAACAAAAGUGUAUAAACUUUCUUUAAGCCAUGUGCAGAAGUGAUACGUUUUGAGAGUAGCUGUUUUGGGUUUGGUUUGAGUUUCUUUCUAAAUGGAAGCAGGUCAGUCGAGUAUUAUUAUCCAACUGUACAGUGUUUGUAAGAUAAAACCUAGGCCAGAAUUCAAUCAAAGUGCAUUAAACUUUUUCCACCAAAAAAAACAAAAUGCGCUUUAAUUGAAUGUCAGCCUGUUGCAGAAUCUUUUCUGUGGACGUUCAAUUUUUGCGUAAAUAUUUCCCUUCUGAUAGAAUUUAUUCUGUUUCCUCAUUCAGCUUGAGGCAGGUUCACACACACACACACACACACACACACACACACACACACACACACACA
Molecule: messenger RNA, 3375 nt
Organism: Salmo salar (Atlantic salmon)
Lineage: Eukaryota; Metazoa; Chordata; Actinopteri; Salmoniformes; Salmonidae
Gene: gng7
Product: guanine nucleotide binding protein (G protein), gamma 7
Biological process (GO): G protein-coupled receptor signaling pathway
Cellular component (GO): heterotrimeric G-protein complex
Molecular function (GO): G-protein beta-subunit binding
Source: RefSeq, a predicted model, not a curated record